Molecule: messenger RNA, 750 nt
Organism: Cokeromyces recurvatus
Lineage: Eukaryota; Fungi; Mucoromycota; Mucoromycetes; Mucorales; Mucoraceae
Exons: 2
Coding region: 1-750 (249 amino acids)
Biological process (GO): intracellular protein localization
Cellular component (GO): plasma membrane
Source: RefSeq, a predicted model, not a curated record
AUGAAAGAAGAAGAAAAUAAUUAUAAAGAUGAACUACCUACGUUAGAUCAAGUGUUAACAAGAAAGACAUUGCCACCUAUAUGUCUUUAUAAUUUCUACAUUAUUAUGAGAGACAGACUCAAGAUGGAGGAAAUACUUGAUUUCUAUUUAGAUUUACAACAUCAUGAGUUAUUAUGGAAAAGAUAUGUAAAAUCAAUGCAACGUACAGGUCAUUUAUCAGAAGGUGACUUAAGUGAGGGCUAUCAAUCCCUUAGAGUAUUAAAGCAUUUGACAAAUGCUACUGCUAUACCAAGUAGAAAGGAAGUUAUGGAUUCAGCUCAACGACUUUUAUUACGUUACUUAGUACCUUCAGCAACCAAGGAAAUUUCACACUAUUUACCAGCUGAAUUAGUGACUAGCCUAAGACAAGAAUUAGAGAAACCAACAGGAGGACGAGAUGAUCCUGCUUUAUUUCAAGAAGUAAAAGAGUAUUUAUUUGAUUAUAUGCAGAGACAAGUAUAUCCUAAAUUUUUAAGAUUAAAAGUAUGGGGAAACAUUACAUUAUAUCAGCAAUUAGGUCGAUUAGUAUUUGGAUUAGUUUCUUUAUUAGCAGCUUUAACUACAUCAUUUAGUUUUAUAUUUCUGGGCUAUUCUCAAUGGGGGACUCGAUUCUGGGUAUGCUUUAGAUUAUAUACAUACACAUACACAUGCACAUACACAUAUAUACAUAUGUAUAUCUAUAUUCUAUAUCAUAUUUACACUGUUACUUAG